ACAAUUUUUUAAUAUGGCGGAAGCAUUGACUGACCGCCGUUCGGACGUCUGGUUUUUUGUCACGAAUUUAGGAGUUUGUCGCUAAUUAUUCUUAUUUUUGAAGAUAAAUUAUUAAUUCUUAUUAGUUGUGCUUGAAAGAUAUUGUAGUGUGAAAUAAAGUGUGCAUUCGGAAAACGCUUAAUCAGCGAUAAAAAUGUCCAAACGUGGCGGCUACGGGGCGGACGAGGACAGUCCGCCCACGCCCUCUGACGAUGACUCCGAUUUCGAUGAUGAUGAGGACCCGGACAAUUUGGAAGUGCCAGGUGGGGGUAAAACCCUCGCGGCGGCCGCACGCAUCGGAACAGAGAAAGGGAAACCCCUUGCCACGCCCACGGUUACGGUCAAACCCACCACCAACCCCCUAGCAGCGGCCAGUGGUCUGGCAUUUGGGCAAGUGGCCAAUGCUAUGAAACCCAUCAAAAUAUCGGCAAGCUCGCUGAAACCUCUUCCACUAGGAAUCAGCCGCGGCGGCGCAGCUGGCGGGCCGGCGGGCGCUCCGCCCUUCCCCGGGGGCUCCGCCGCGGCCUACAGCGCGGCCUCGCUGCUGGCGCAGAUGGAGAUGGUGGGCAUGUCGGGCAUGAACCCGUACCUGCUGCAGAACCUGAACCAGAUCCUGGCGUCGGGCAUGGGCGGCCCGCUGGCGGGAAUGCUGGGCCAGCUGGCGCAGCUGCCCGCCUGGGGGCCGCACAAGGGCAUGAUGUGGCAGCCCGAGAAGAUGUCAGGAGACGAGGAGGAGGUAGACGACGAGGAGAUGGGGGUGGCUGAAACAUACGCAGACUAUAUGCCGCUCAAAUUGAAACUAGGCCGGAAGCACCCGGACCCAGUAGUCGAAACAGCCUCUCUAUCUUCCGUAGAGCCAGUAGACGUGUCGUACAAGCUCAGCCUGCCAGAUGAGACCAUACGGAGUGGCCAGCUGUCAGCGUUGCAGCUGGAAGCCAUAGUGUAUGCGUCACAGGCGCACGAACAUAUGUUGCCUGAUGGAUCGAGAGCUGGCUUUCUUAUUGGCGACGGCGCGGGGGUGGGCAAGGGGCGCACGAUCGCGGGCAUCAUCUUCGAGAACUGGCUGCGCGGGCGCAAGCGCGCCAUCUGGGUCUCCGUCUCCAACGACCUCAAGUACGACGCCGAGCGGGACCUGAGGGACAUCGGGGCUAACAUUGAAGUGCAUCCGCUCAAUAAGUUCAAAUACGCGAAGAUAUCAUCCUCCGUGAACGGCAACGUGAAGAAGGGCGUGGUGUUCACGACGUACUCCGCGCUGAUCGGGGAGACGCAGUCCUCCACCACCAAGUACAGGACGCGGCUCAAGCAGCUGCUGCAGUGGUGCGGGGAGGACUUCGACGGAUGUAUCGUAUUCGACGAAUGCCACAAAGCGAAGAACCUGUGCCCGGUGGGUUCUGGCAAGGCCACGAAGACGGGGCUGACGGCGCUGGAGCUGCAGUCGCGGCUGCGGCGCGCGCGCGUGGUGUACGCGUCCGCCACCGGCGCCUCCGAGCCGCGCAACAUGGCCUACAUGGUGCGCCUGGGCAUCUGGGGCGACGGGACUCCCUUCCCCACCUUCAUGGACUUCAUCAACGCUGUGGAGAAGAGGGGCGUGGGGGCUAUGGAGAUCGUGGCGAUGGACAUGAAGCUACGGGGCAUGUACAUCGCUCGACAGCUGUCUUUCCAUGGCGUCUCCUUCAAAAUAGAAGAAGUUCCUCUGUCAGACUCCUUCAAGAAGACGUACGAUGAAUCUGUAGCUUUGUGGGUGGAGGCCAUGCAGCGGUUCACAGAAGCCGCGGAGCUGAUAGACGCCGAGCCCCGCAUGAAGAAGACCAUGUGGGGCCAGUUCUGGUCGGCGCACCAGCGGUUCUUCAAGUACCUCUGCAUCGCUGCCAAGGUGAACCACGCGGUGGUGACGGCGCGCGAGGCGGUGAAGUGCGGCAAGUGCGUGGUGAUCGGGCUGCAGUCCACCGGCGAGGCGCGCACGCUGGACCAGCUCGAGCGCGACGACGGCGAGCUCUCGGACUUCGUCUCCACCGCCAAGGGCGUCUUCCAAACAUUGGUUGAGAAACACUUCCCCGCGCCGGACAGGAACCGCAUCAACCGCCUGCUGGGACUCGAACCCAACAAGCCAAAGCCGAAGCCUGUCGCGCCCGCGCCCUACGCCAACGGGGACAACGCCAACACCUCCAAGAGGAAGAUGACCGCCCGCCAGCAAGUGAACUUCGCGGCCAAGCGCGCCCGCGGCGGCUCCUCCUCGGACGAGUUCGUGCGCGGCUCCGAGGAUGAAAUAGAGCCCGAAUCGGACGCCGAGCGCCACUCGGACUCCGACCUCUCCGACUUCAACCCCUUCCGCGCUGGCAGCGACUCGGACGACGAGCCAUGGGCGCGUAAGAAGAAAGUGGCAAAGAAGAAGAAGGUGGCAACGCCGAAGAAGAAGCCGUCGUCGACGCAGGACAAGAUAGAGACGAUGCUGGAGCGCAAGACCAGCGGGCCGGUGACCGUGGUCACCCCCGCCGGGGACCUCACCGGCACCAGGGUGGGCACCAACGGGAUUUAUCUCGGCCCCAGCCGCAGCCAGCCGCCGCCGCGCUCGGCCAUCGAGCGCGCGUGCAGUAUGAAGGAGGAACUGCUCAUGAAGAUAGAACGACUCGGCAAGCGACUGCCGCCGAACACGCUCGACCAGUUGGUCGACGAGUUGGGCGGCACGGAGAAUGUGGCCGAAAUGACGGGGCGCAAAGGGCGCGUGGUGCAAACUGAGGACGGACAGAUACUGUACGAGAGCCGGUCCGAGGCGGACGUGCCGCUGGAGACGCUCAACCUGACGGAGAAGCAGCGCUUCAUGGACGGCGAGAAGGACGUGGCCAUCAUCUCCGAGGCGGCCUCCAGCGGCAUCUCCCUGCAGAGCGACCGCAGGGCGCGGAACCAACGCAGACGCGUGCACAUCACGCUGGAGCUGCCGUGGUCCGCGGACAGAGCCAUCCAGCAGUUCGGCCGCACGCACCGCAGCAACCAGGUCAAUGCGCCGGAGUACAUCUUCCUCAUUUCCGAUCUGGCCGGGGAGAGGAGAUUCGCCUCCACUGUCGCUAAGAGGUUGGAAUCGCUCGGUGCGUUGACACACGGCGACAGACGAGCCACUGAAACCAGGGAUCUUAGUCAGUUCAACAUUGAUAAUAAACAUGGUCGCACGGCGCUGGAGACGGUGAUGAAGGCGAUAAUGAAGUACGAGUCUCCGCUGGUGCCGCCGCCGCGGGACUACCGCGGGGAGUUCUUCCAGGACGUGGCGUCGGCGCUCGUCGGCGUCGGGCUCAUCGUCAACAGCGAGGCCGCGCCCGGCGUCCUCUCGCUGGACAAGGACUACAAUAACAUGUCGAAGUUCCUGAACAGAAUACUAGGAAUGCCGGUGGAGCUUCAGAACAGGCUGUUCAAAUACUUCACGGACACGCUCACCGCCGUCAUGGAGCAAGCCAAACGCAGCGGGCGCUUCGACCUGGGCAUCCUGGACCUGGGCAGCGCGGGCGAGAGCGUGCGACGCGCGCGCUGCGUGCGCUUCCUGCGCCGGCACGCCACCGGCCAGGCGCACGUCGAGCUGCACACCGUGCACUCGGAGCGCGGCAUGGACUGGGCGGAGGCGCUGGAGAAGUGGUCCUCGCACUCGGGGACGCUGGACGGGUUCUACCUGUCGCAGCAGCCCCGCAACAACAAGCACACGGCCGUGUUGUGUCUGUCUGUGUCCGUGUCCCAGAAACACGACAAGCUGCAUAAGAGGGAGCACAUGUUCCAGAUUUACAGGCCAAACACAGGGCUCCAACUGCGACUGGAGUCUCUCGCGGAAAUAGAGAAGAAAUACAAGAAGGUGGACAGCCUCGAGGCGGAGACCUCGUGGCGGGCGCAGCACGAGGCCAGCGUGCGCGUGUGCUCACACGCGUACUGGAGGGGCGUGUGUCGCGCUGCCGACUGCGAGGUGGGCCUGCGGCGGCGCACGUACCACGUGCUGUCGGGGUCGGUGCUGGGCGUGUGGGCGCGCUGCGAGGCGCUGCUCAGCGCGCGCUCGCUGCACAACCGCAUGCAGGUCGUGCGGAUCAAAACCGAGGAGGGGCUCAAGAUCGUCGGCACGGUGAUCCCAAAGAACUGCGUGGAGCCUAUAAAGGAAGCGCUGUCUGCAGACGCGGUGUCAGUCACGGAACUGAACCUGGACACGGACGGGCUCAAGUGAACCCACCGACCACUACACGUUAGCGCUAACCCCAAUAUAUAGUUCCUCUGUCUCUUUCUUUACUCGCGGGGUGUGACGGAGAGAUACCAAGAAGCUUAAAACCAAGACUACAGAUAAGUACUCCAUAAGGUUUUAAACUCCUUGGCCGAUAGUCAAUUAUCGAACGGUGACGACUGAAUUUUUUAUUAGCCUUACGCCGCGCCCGAUUUUGCCAAUUUGAAUUUAUUUGUGGCCAGUACUAUAAUCGCGGACCAGCUUGAAAAAUAUUGGUGUAUAUUUUUUUUUUUAGGGCUGCGCAAUGGCCGGAUUUGAGACCUGUAAGGUUCUUUUAAGUCUUUAACGUGAUCUAUGUAUGCACUAGUGCAUAAGCUGAUUUUAAGUGCUUUAUUAUUUUAACUUUAUUUAUCUGCGUUAGAUAUUUUAGUACAUUUCUUUUUUGACUCAUUUGGGGAUUAUACACUGCGUAGUGUUGGAAUUUUUCUAAAAACACUUAUUUAAUUCAAUGUUGUGCACAAUAAAUAUAUGCCAAAUCAUGUUUAGAUUUUAAAUUGUACGCAGUGUAGACUCCCGUUUAGGCUAUUACACGACACAGAAAGGUGAAGGUGUGUUUUCAUGGAUGCGAAAAACUUCCGCACUCAAUUAAAUUACUUCUGGGCAAGUCAUUUCUGUUAAUUCGCAUCUGUGAAAAUGCACCUUCAACUUGGCACGAAAUAUUCGUAGUAGGGGGUUGUAUACGAAUUAUCGAAUUUUAAUUUUUGUACAAACAUGUUUUAUUUAAAUGUCUAUUGCUGUAUUAUGCUGGUUGAAUGCGAAUGGACGUUCCAAGGCGCCAUCUUUGAUACUCGACCAAUGACGAUCGCUAUUGCUAAGCAACGAAACAAAAUGGCGGCUUGUCAAUGACAUUGACAUUUGACUAGCAUUAGUAGUCAAAUUGUUUUAUUAACUUUACCUGCAAAUUCCAAUUCAGCGAAUGUAACAUAAUUUAUAGUAAGUAAUGGUAAUAUUGUAUGUGUAUUGACUUUAAAAAGUAUAUUUAUAACUUGUGAAACACUUGAUAUUAGCGUGCAAUACACGGCCACUGUAUGCUCCCGUGGUACUGUAUAAAUGGCGCUGUUUUAUUUUCAAAAUUGCGUCUUUUUAAUUAUUCAAACAUUAUUUAAUUAGACUUACACAAUACAGAGAUACAUAUAAAAUCAUCAGUCCUUAUCAUUUUUACUUUCAAUCACUUAGACCACUGCUCAUUGUACUUCCAUUGCUUUUUUGAUCAAUUGGUAGAAACGGUCUGAAUUCAGUACCUACUUCUAUAUAUCCAGCGAUAUAACGGCAUAUUUUACACCAUAAUAAUAACAAAACACGGUGAAUGUCACUAAAGUUGAUGAAGAUUUUUACGUAUGGUUCGCACUGUCUUUACGAGUAAGCAAUACUCGUACAUAAUUUUUACGAAAGUAACACAUAAUAAAUAACAUGGACAUUUGAUGUCGCAGGCGCCGCCGCUAUUCAUAAUGUAGAUGUACUUCUCCCAAAAGUUCCUAAAAAUCAGCCUUAUACAUAAAACAUAACAUACAAUCCCACGGGAGUAUGCAACGAAAAGCUAUUUACACAGAAUCCUGUGUCUUAUUGUAAUAUUUUGUAGGACAGAGAAAAAUGACAAAUUAUAUUCCAAUGUUUGAAAUGAAAUAGAGAUCAGUUAUGAAACAUCUCAUAUUCUUGUCUGUAUGUCUUUAGUUAGUAUAUAAAGACGAAAAUAAAUGUAUAUAAUAAAUUA
Messenger RNA from Plodia interpunctella (Indianmeal moth), 5996 nucleotides. RefSeq names its product strawberry notch (gene sno). The record is from RefSeq and is a predicted model, not a curated record. The transcript has 28 exons. Gene Ontology annotation, cellular component: nucleus. Gene Ontology annotation, molecular function: histone binding; chromatin DNA binding. The coding region runs from base 194 to 4231 and encodes 1345 amino acids. Gene Ontology annotation, biological process: regulation of DNA-templated transcription. NCBI's taxonomy places the organism in Eukaryota, Metazoa, Arthropoda, Insecta, Lepidoptera, Pyralidae.